AUGAGCAAUCACGAAGAUAAUGCUGCUACUGCUCCCUCUAUUCCUGUCUUUGUGAAUCCAAACAUUCCAAUACCUAAGUUCAAGCGGAUUUGGAGCAAUUAUGAAACAGCGUCUACUCUCAAGGAAAAAGACAAGGAGUUUGACUCUGAAGAUGACAAAAAAGACAUAGACAAAGUUCUAGAAAAAUUUGAAUCCUUCUGCAUUGGACAGACCAAUGAAACUUAUGAAAGGUACACUUUCUACAAACGAGACCAAGAAAUCAAUGAAAACAUUGACACUUAUGUGGCAAUUCUCAGAUCUCUAGCGAAAACCUGCAAAUUUGAUGCUCUAGAAAACGAUAUGAUCCGAGACAGAAUUGUACUUGGAAUCCGUGACAAUGGAACACGCAAAAAGCUACUGCAAGAAGCAAAACUGGACCUAAGAAAAUGCGUUGACAUAUGCAGAGCAAACGAAAAGUCAACAUCGCAACUUAAAACCAUGGAGGAAGUUCACGCUGUCAAAUUCAAAACCAUGCGAAAAACUAAACCGCUGAGAACAACACAAGCGCACAGAAAAGAUUUCAAACAAGUCCCAGAAACAAAAGUUCAAAAGGAAUGUUUAUAUUGCGGUAAAGAGCACCUCUUCCUUAAGGAAUUGUGUCCAGCAUGGGGAAAAACAUGCAGGAAGUGCAAUAAAAUGAAUCAUUUUUCAUCAAAAUGUCUGCAGACAAAGCCGAAAUCAAAACGGGAACAUGUAAAACAAGUCAACCAGGAAUCCAGUGACGAGGAAUUCAUCCUCAUGAUCGAAAAUGUUAAUGCCAUUGAGAAAAAGAUUUUUGCAGAAAUCGAAAUUGGAAAUGAUACAGUGAAAUUCCAAUUGGAUUGCGGAUCAACCGUAAACGUUCUACCCGAGAAAAUUUACAAAGAAGUCUGUAAUGACCCCUAUCUCAGGAUGUUACAAAAGGCAGACAUGACUCUGGUAAUGUUUAACAAGUCGGAAUGCCAACCCCUUGGAAAACGGCGAAUAAGCGUCCGCAACCCCAAAAACAAUAAAAAAUACAACAUAGAAAUUGUUGUGGUCGAAGGAAAUCUUAAUCCUAUUCUCGGAGCAAAGGCUGUACAAGGAAUGAAAAUGAUAACUGUCAACACAGAAAACAUAGCAGCCAUUGAGUCAGCCUCCCAAAGCAACUUCAUCAUUGAAAAAUACAGUGACGUAUUUAAUGGCCUGGGUAAACUGGAUGAAAAAUUACACCUCGAUGUUGACAAAUCAGUUACGCCAGUAAAACUACCAACAAGAAAAGUCCCGAUUGCAAUGAAGGCACCGUUAAAAUCUGAAAUCGACAGACUGUCAGAUUUAGGCGUUUUGGCUCCAGUAACAGAACCGACUGACUGGAUAUCGUCAUUGGUGGCUGUACGGAAGCCCAGUGGGAAAAUGCGUCUGUGUAUAGAUCCCAAACCUCUGAACAAAGCGCUAAAGAGAAAUCACUAUGCAACACCAACUAUAGAUGAUAUUUUGCCAGAACUAAGCCAAGCCAGAAUUUUUUCUGUAGUAGACUGCAAGGAUGGCUUUUGGCAUAUUACUCUCGAUGAUGAGAGUAGUUUUCUCACAACAUUCGGAACCCCUUGGGGUAGAUAUAGAUGGCUCCGCAUGCCAUUCGGUAUUAAACCAGCAAGCGAAGAAUUCCAGCGGAGAAUGGAUGAAGCUCUAUCUGGUAUACAUGGAAUCAAAGCGAUUCAUGACGACAUAGUCGUAUACGGUUGUGGAAACUCGGAUGACGAGGCCAUACGUGAUCACGACAAAAAAUUAUCUACCUUGCUAGAGAGAUGCAGGGAGAAAGGAAUAAAAAUCAACAAAGACAAAAUGAAACUAAAAUUGCGAUCCGUGUCAUAUUUAGGACACAUUAUCUCAAGCGAUGGACUCAAAGUUGACCCCUUAAAAAUCAAGGCAAUCACUGAAAUGCCAAGACCUAAAUGCAAAGCAGACAUACAACGUUUACUAGGAAUGGUAAAUUUUGUCCAGAAAUUCGCGCCAAAUCUCUCGGAGAUAACAGCACCCCUCAGAGACCUACUAAAAGCAGAAUCGGAAUUUGUGUGGGACAAUGCUGUACAUGGCAAAACAUUUGACGAAUUGGAAAAAACUACUAUCUACGAGUCCUAUACUUCGUUUCUUUGA
This is a messenger RNA of Ostrea edulis (European flat oyster), 2151 nucleotides long. RefSeq lists its product as uncharacterized. The record is from RefSeq and is a predicted model, not a curated record. The coding region runs from base 1 to 2151 and encodes 716 amino acids. NCBI's taxonomy places the organism in Eukaryota, Metazoa, Mollusca, Bivalvia, Ostreida, Ostreidae. The transcript has 2 exons.